Perkinsus marinus ATCC 50983 is the source of this 2465-nucleotide messenger RNA. RefSeq names its product glutamate synthetase, putative. NCBI's taxonomy places the organism in Eukaryota, Perkinsozoa, Perkinsida, Perkinsidae. The record is from RefSeq and is a predicted model, not a curated record. Gene Ontology annotation, molecular function: glutamine synthetase activity. The transcript has a single exon. The coding region runs from base 31 to 2313 and encodes 760 amino acids.
AGUUACCAGCCACCUGUGCACGUUCCUCACAUGACAGCUCAUUGCUCUGCUUCGAACGGCUCUUCUGCCUUUGGUCUACGCGUGCCAUCUCAGCGCGAUGUGCCGCUUGGUUCCUAUGGGAGGACUGCAGUGUUGGUCAUUGACGUUCAGCGGCAAUGCUCAGUGGCUGGGGAAGGCGUGUGGGAAGCUCAUCAGUCUUCUGAGGGUUCCUACUUCUUCGCCAAGUUGAACACGGUGGUGGGUAACAUUUCGAAGCUAUUACAGUGUGCUCGGAAGGACAAGGUCAAGAACGAAGUCAUUUACACGUACAUAGAAGCUCUGACUCGUGACUGCAGAGAUGCUAGUCUCGACUACAAGUUAUCUGGAGGCCCCUCUAGGCCGCUACUAGUCCCCCAUGGGAGCCCUGGUGCCAAGAUACUCUCCCAAAUCGAACCAGAAGCUGACGACAUAAUGAUACCAAAAACCUCUUGCUCGGUUUUCCAGAGCACCAACAUUGAGUACGUCCUCCGCAACGUGAACGUGAAGCAUUUGCUUGUGGUUGGGCAGCUGACGAAUCAAUGCGUGGAGUCUUGUGUCCGAGAUGCAGCGGAUGUGGGCUUCCUGGUCACGGUGGUUGAUGAUGCCUGUGUUGCGCUCAGCGAGGUAGACCAUACCGCUGGCCUGAGGAACAUGGCUGGUUUCGCGAGGAUUAUUACGACACAUGAUGCCUUGGAAGAGCUCGAGGGAAUUCCUGUUGACGGUGUUAGUCAAGACUUUGUCAGUGCUGUUCCUGUAGCGGCUGCCUCAGUGCGAACUACUGAGGUUACGGUGUUCAACUCACUUCCUGAGAUCAAGUGUAAUUAUAAGUACUUCGUUCCCUCGAAGAUGGAGUUUUCUGCCAACCAGUUUCACCUUGGUCGGGCGCUGUUGUACGCCCUUAGGGUUAUGAAAGUGGCCAUGUUACGGUAUGUGACCUGUGAUGUUAGUGGUCAAAUCAGGAGCAAGUCGAUCGUCCUCAACGACAGCUGCACGGUGGAAGAUCUUCUGAAAGGAGUCUCCCUCGUUUCCUGCUUGAACGCCCUUCCAGUUUUUGGGGAUGUUAUUUGCGGAGAUUCCUCGGCUCAGGGUUCUCACAACUUGCUCGGGGAUUUCUCCACUCUGAGCAUAGUGCCGGGGCCGAGGAUCGAACCUGGGGUCUCUCGAGCGGCUGCUUAUGUGUAUGGCAAUUUGUUCGACCCUGUAUCCGGACGCCCUGGUGUAUGCCCACGGUCCGUGCUCAUUGAGCAAUGCCUGCGAGCUGAGAAGGAAUUCGGUCUACGUAUACAGUGCGGUGUCGAGGUUGAGUUCAUGCUCUUCGAGAGAGCUGCCAUGGCCCCUGUCGGCAUGCCGUUUAAGCCUUUAGGACGACCUUGUAAUUUUAGUGAUGAUGCCGCCAUGUCAGAGCCGCGCUUCGCAGGCUUCAUGGCGGAUCUGCUGGAGGCUUUGGAGCAGCAGCCGAAUGGUUGUCGUCCGAUUGACUCUUGCCAUGCUGAAUCCUCCUGGGGGCAAUUCGAGCUAUCUGUGAGAUACUGUGAUGAGCCAGUGAAAAUAGCGGAUUCGGUGGUGACUAUUCGCCAGACGCUGCAUAGGGUCGCAGACAAGCACGGCCUAGGACUAUGCCUUCUUCCUAAGCCCAGCGAGAUAUGUGUUGGUUCCGGCAUGCAUUCCCAUUGGAGCUUCUAUGAGGUUGGUGAAGGUGGCAAGCCAUUGAAUGGAUGUACCAAUGCAUUUGUGUCUGACAAUGGACCUUAUGGCCUGUCCGUGAAGGGGGAGCAGUUCAUGGCCGGUGUAUUGGACCACUUAUGUGCUCUUACUGCUGUGAGCAUGCCAACGACCAACUCUUUUCGACGCAUGGUCGAUGGCUUUUGGGCUGGUACUUAUCGUUGUUGGGCUUAUGAGGACAAGGAGGCCCCUGUAAGGUUGUGCGGUAUCGAUACGUUGGCGGUGAAUGCUACUGGUCUCCCCAACAAUUUCGAGGUCAAGUGUAUGGACGCCACGUGCAAUCCUUAUCUGGCCCUAGCUGCUGUGAUUUCCUGCGGUCUAGCUGGUAUCAAGACCGGAAUGCCUUUGCCAUCGCCUGUUGGGUGCGAUUUGGCUGACCGGCCGGCGCACUAUGAGUCACUGCCACGGGAUUUGGGUACAGCGUUGGACCGUUUGGAGACGGACUCUGUGGUAAGACAAGCAUUUGGGGAAAGCCUUUUCAAGAAUUUCCUCGCUGUGAAAAGAAGAGAGAUCGAGCACUUCAAGGACAUGAGUAUUGAUGAGGAAGUGAAAGCAUUGGUUGACACCUUCUGACUGUAGGCGCACUGUAGGAGCAUUUAUUCACCUAUACAUAUGCAUCUCGAACUCGUCUUUGUAGACUCUUUUAGUGUCAUCAUCGUACUGUUGGCGAAAUAACGUCAAAAUAUCACAGUUGAAACCAUAUAAUCGUUGGACAUGUCCUAUCU